Messenger RNA from Vespa crabro (European hornet), 624 nucleotides. RefSeq lists its product as uncharacterized. Bases 1 to 594 code for a protein of 197 amino acids. The record is from RefSeq and is a predicted model, not a curated record. Lineage: Eukaryota; Metazoa; Arthropoda; Insecta; Hymenoptera; Vespidae. The transcript is spliced from 2 exons.
AUGAAUGUUGAAGAAAAUCUUGAAGAAAUUAUUCUUCAAUUACAUAAUGACUGUAAUUGGAAGGAUAUUGUGAAUUUAACUUCUGUUAUUGACAGUUCAAAAAACAAUAGAUUAUUUUGGGUACUUCCAACUUUGGAUGAUUUAAGUUGGAUAACUGAAAUAAUUAAGAAUAAUAAUAUAUCAGGAAUAAUCAGCAUUGGUUGCGGUUGUGGCUUAAUCGAAUGGUUAUUGCAAAAUUACUCCGGUUUAAAUAUUGUUGGUAUAGAAUUGGAUAGUUCAUGGUGGCACAGUAAAUAUGCCCCCCCAUUAUUUCUUGAAAAUAUUGUUUUUAUUAAUGAAAAAAAAGGGAAAAAUCUUUCUGUGCCAAAAGAUUAUGCACUUUUAUUCUGUUAUUUUAAUAAUGGAGAAGCAUUUUGUAAUUACAUAGCUAAUUAUGAAGGAAAUAUAAUAAUUGUCAUUGGACCUGCAGAGGGCCAAGAACGUUCUACAGAUCCACUUCCAUUUGAUGAGAAAUUUGCUAAGUACAAUUGGAAGUUACUUACAAAAAGACCAAUUAUGAAUUUUAAAGAUUAUAUUGUUGUGUACACUAGAUAAUAUUGUGUUUGUUUAAUUAUUUAUGUUAUU